GUGAGUGACCAUUUGUUGAGACCGUCGGAGAAAGCGGUUACACGCCUACUCAGAAAAACAGAUCAUUCAUUAAUACUCUCCAGUCAGGUGUUACAUUAUUCUACCGUGGAUUAUUUAGCCUGUGAUCCCUCCGCAGGAGUCGGACGCCUCCUCAGUGGUUUUAGCGAAGGGAUGAAGUAGUUUCUGUGGCACCCUGAAAUCCGGAGCUCAUCGCCAACUACAGUAUGCGGUAUGCUGGGAACAUAUAUGACCAUUUCUGAGCUGAAGCACACUCAGCCGUAGUUUGCUACAGAAAUGGUAUCGCUGAGCAUUUUUCUACCUUUGGAUCUUUUUCAAUCCACCUGAUUUUAUGUGGUUUGGGCACAUUAGUAUGCAUGCUCAAGGCGCAACAUGUCUUUGUGCAUGAAUGCUGGGCAGUCAUAACUGAUUUGGGGAAAAACAAGGGAAACUCCCCCUCGGAAGACUUCUGAACAAUGACCGGACCUAGCGCCACCAGCAGCGGCUCAGCGGCCAAGAUCAGCAGGCACGGUCGGUCCAAAAGCACCAGUACCUACUGUCACACUACCGGUCCGGCUGCUGAAUCCUCCUCAUCCACUGCCGCAAACAACACCGGUAGGUCGUCCGGUGAGGAAGAUGAGAAAGACGGCGGGGUCCCGUUUUUCGUGAACAGGACGGGCUUUCCCAUAGACACUGUCACCUGGGAGAGAAUGUGGUCUCACGUCACCAAAGUUCAUCCUGAUGGACAGGAGAUGGUGGAUAGAAUACGAAAUGCAACACACCUCCCUAAACACCCUGUGCCAUCGGUUCCUAACUUUAAGCCAUCGAUGUCUGUGCCUGAUUGGCUCCAUGCCGUCCAGAACUACAUGAGAAACUUGCAAUACAACCAUACGGGAACGCAGUUCUUUGAGAUUAAGAAGACCAGACCUCUGAGUGGGUUGAUGGAGACCGCCAGAGAGAUGAUACGAGAAUCGCUUCCCAUCAAAUGCCUUGAAGCAGUUAUCCUUGGAAUCUACCUAACCAACGGUCUGACCUCCGUGGAACGGUUCCCUAUCAGCUUUAAGACCCAGUUCUCCGGCCAUCAUUUCCAUCACGUGGUGCUGGGUGUUUACUGUAACGGCCGAUAUGGCACUCUGGGUAUGAGUCGACGUGCUGACCUUAUGGACAGAUCUUUGAGUUUCCGUACGCUCAGCGAGUUGGUGUUCGACUUUGAAGACUCAUACCGCCGCUACCAGCACACCAUGAAGAAGAUCAAAAUUGGCCUGUAUGUGCCCCACAAUCCGCACGUUUUCCAGCCUAUUGAGUGGAACUAUCUGGUGAUCAACGCUUGCAAGCAGGGCCGUGAAGACAUGCGCAAAGAGCUGGAGAAGCACGGCCGUGACAUGAGGAUGAAGAUUCUCAAGUCAUCCAGUGCUCAGUCUCCAAUCAAAGAACGAACCCGAGGCAAGUCUUUAUCACCACGCCGCCGACCAGGCAGCAGUCCCCAAAGACGCCAACACGUCCACAGAAGAGACAAAUCGCCAGCAGCACUGGACCGAAAACCGGCAGAGCUCAGCACUCUCAAUGACGGCUACCAGAUCCGCAUCUGAGACACUAAACGUACCAGCUUUAUCCUCCACACGUCCUCCCUCAGUCAGAUCCACAGAUGAUGUUUUUAAACACUAUUUAAUGCACAUUGUCAACUGUACAGCAUAUUCAACAUAUUUAUAGUUGUACUUUCGUGUUAGAAGGAAAUUGGGUUAAAAACGAUUUAAAAAAAAUGUUUUUAACAGAAUAUGAUAUUCCUUUUCCAGCCAUAAUUUUUUAUAGUGGAAAGUUUAAGACCGAAGGAUAUCGACUUUGCUUUAAACUGUUUUUACCCCAGUAAUUGUCAAGCAUUUAAGAAGACAUUGUGAACUGACUGAAAUAUUUAAGCAAAUACGGAAAAUGUGGGGGGGAAAAGGCUCUAUUUUUGGACAGAAUCUCCACUAGUGGUGAGAGCUGGAGUUUGAGAUGAUUGUGCUUGGCGGAGAGACGUAAACCUCGGUGCCUCGUGCUGUGGUGAUGGUAGUUUUGGAGGCUGACUGACCCAGAGGAGAGACAAGCUUUUUGCCAGAGGCGCAGGGACACAAGGGACCUAAGCUUCAGAGAGCUACUCAUUCUGGCCACAAGAGCUGUACUCAAUCCACUUUACUUGGACGUGAUUUAUCAACUUUAAGGUUUGACGUUACCUUACAUUGAAGGCUUUGUACUGUUUUUGUUUUCUCAUAAAAUAUCAUGGGUGCAGUUGUAGAGAAAUAGUUUAAUUUUUUAAAGUAUUUAAACAUUUUUUUUCCUGUUUUUACUGUUUGUUUAACCAGUACAGUAUUUUGUGGUUUUAUGUACACUAGCGGUCAAGUUUUUGAAUAGUAAUAUUUUUAAUGUUUUCUUAAACAUUAGGUCUCUUCUGCUCACCAAGCCUGCAUUUAUUUGAUCUAAAUACAGCAAAAACUGUAAAAUUUUGAAAUAUUUUUACUAUUUAAAAUAACUAUUUUCUAUUUGAAUAUAUUUUAAAAUUUAUUUAUUUAUUGUAAUUUAUUUCUGUGAUCACAGCUACAUUUUCAGCAUCAUUACUCCAGUCUUCAGUCACAUGAUCUAUUACAAAUCUUUCUAAUAUGCCAAUUUGCUAUUCAAGAAGCAUUUUUAUUGUUAUCAAUAUUUAAAACAGUUGAGUUUUUUAGGAUUCUUUGACGAAUAGAACAAUGUGAAAAUCAGCAUUUAUCUGAAAUAAAAAGCUUUUGUAACAUUAUACACUAUAGCAUUCAAAAGCUUAGAGUUAGUAUCUUUAUUUUUUGAAAUUAUAGAAAUCAAUACUUUCAUUUAGCAAGGAUGCUUCAAAUUGAUCAAAAGUAAUGAUAAAGACAUUUAUAAUCUUACAGAAGCUUUUUAUUUAAAAUAAAUGCUGUUCUUCUGAACUUUCUAUUCAUCAAACCUUAAAAAAAUUUAAUAAUAAUAAUAAAUGUUUUUUUAUGCACCAAAUCAGAAUAUUAGAAUGAUUUCUGAAGGAUCACGUGACUGGAGUAAUGAUGCUAAAAAUUCAGUUUUGAAAUCACAGGAAUAAAUUACAUUUUAAAAUAUAUUUAAAUAAAAAACAGUUAUUGUAAAUAGUAAAUAUAUUUCAAAAUGUUACUGUUUUUGCUGUACUUCAAAUCAAAUAAAUGCAAGCAUGGUAAGCAGAAGAGACUUUAGAAAUCUUACUGUUCAAAAACUUUCGACUGGUAAUGUAUUUUUUGAAUUAUUUUAAACAAAAUCUCUCAGAGGUGUGGAAGUUGAUGUGCUAUUGACUGACCCAUCUGUUGCAAAUAUUCCUAAAUUUUCCACACAUUUUGCUUUCCAAACUUUGCUGUGAGCAAAUGCAAAAUGCAUUGAAAUAUCAUUUUUUAUAAUAUGAAGUGGGAGGAAAAAACUGUUAUCUCAAUGCUUUGGACAACGAAUGCAGUGUUUCUUCAGAGAAUGCAAAAAAGCAUUAAAAUGAGCUGUAUUCCUCCUGUCUCAUAUUACAAUGUCCCCUUAUAGGGAACACAAAAAUACUCUAAAUAUCAUCAACAGCAUAUCGCUUUGAAUUUUCUCACCUCAUGAGAUUAAGCUAUGCACACGGAGAAGGUCUGCGGAUCCGUCCUUUUUGACAGCAGACCUGUCUUUAAAAUUGUAGCAGUGACAUUGUUAGCAAUUCUUUUUGGCUUUUAUGAGCGGUUCCUCUCUGAACGAUGUUUAUAGGGUGCUGAUGACUAAACUACCACAUUAUAGCUCAUUCUGCCUUGUAAUUGGUACCAGCUUUCUAUCAAAAGCUACUGAACCACACAAGUGCCAGAUCAUUGAGUACGUCCAACUCAUCCUUAAGGCUGAGGGUUUCAUCCCAGUCACAUGAAGAUGAAAGAUCAUUUGAACGCACCUUGUUGAAUUGCUCAGACCCUUUAUGGGAGAAAAGCGGUCUGUGGCUAAUUUGGUGUGUGACGAACACCACAUUGUUACGGAUUUUAAUCAUUUACAACUUGUUUGGUAACUAACGUGUGAAAUUGUGAGUGAAACGUUUUAUGGAAGGCAAAAAACAAGUGUUAGUUUGAAAAUGGCUUUCUGGUUUUAAGGAAAUACAAUGAUCUCCCCUCAAAAGGUGCUAAGAUGAGACAUUUUACCAUUAUUAUAAAAUUCAAUAGGAUUUUUAUGAUUAAAGAGCACAUUAAACAUGUUUCUGUAGCACAAUUAUUAAGAACUGAACAAAUACAGGACAUUUACUGGUAAGCACUACCAAAAACAUUCAUGAGAUUAUAGAUGCUUUUGUGGAAUUUUAACCUUUCCAUGUCUUAAAUGCGCACUUGUCCGGAAAUACAAUCAAUUUUGAUGAAUAAUAGUCUAAAUAAAUGUUUUUCUUAGUAAGAAUGUUAAUGACGUGACUUUCUGUUAUGAAGACCUCAACUCAAACUUGUCCUCAGUUUUCAGUUCAUAUUUUUCAUAUUAUAAAUGUAUCGCCUAAAGGACUUUAUAAAAUUCAAUUAAUCCUCAACUGUUUUAUACACAUUUUCCAUACCUUUUACCACAGCUUGCACCAUCAAUCCUCCAUUCUAUCAUAAAUUUGUUUCUGGGUCGCCUCAGUUUUCUCAUGAUGAAACAUUAAUGUAAUUUGUUCAUCCCUCUGUAGCAUGUUUUAAUAAAAAAUGUUUUUCUGUAAGUCUGGACGUUCA
Labeo rohita (rohu) is the source of this 4694-nucleotide messenger RNA. RefSeq names its product vasohibin 2 (gene vash2). Gene Ontology annotation, biological process: regulation of angiogenesis. The transcript has 7 exons. Lineage: Eukaryota; Metazoa; Chordata; Actinopteri; Cypriniformes; Cyprinidae. The coding region runs from base 474 to 1586 and encodes 370 amino acids. Gene Ontology annotation, cellular component: cytoplasm. The record is from RefSeq and is a predicted model, not a curated record.